Messenger RNA from Rotaria sp. Silwood2, 249 nucleotides. The record is from the annotation of a GenBank genome assembly. NCBI's taxonomy places the organism in Eukaryota, Metazoa, Rotifera, Eurotatoria, Philodinida, Philodinidae.
AUGAGACGUUAUCGAUAUUAUAUCAAAUAUAAUAUUUAUUAUCGAUUUACAAUGAAAUUAAUAAAAGAAAUUCUUCGUAAAAAUGAAAUUAAACAUAUACAUGUCGAAGUCGUCGAUGUCUUACUAAUUAUUGGUUUUAAAAAUGAAAUGCUGAAACAACAAUAUCAGCAGCAAUUAUCGGAAGAAUUAUUUACACGUCAUAAUUAUUAUCAACAACGUCGUCAUCAUCAACAUCAUCGUGAACAAUAA